AUGGCGUCCUUCUCCCUCCGCGUGCUUGUGCUGGUCACGGCGGCCCUGCCGUGCCCUGGCAGCGCCGUCGACCACGGGCUCGCGAGCGACCGCCGCCCUGGCGCCCCCGGCGCUGCGAGCGCCCGAGGUGCUGGCGCCGUCCGCGAGGCCAUGCUCGUGGAUACCGAGGGAGGCGUGCAUCCCCUGGAGCCGAAGGCCGCUGGCGCCGCGCUGCUGCGGCGGGAGGCCCCGACGAAGCUCGUGGACGUGCCCCUGCCGCAGGGCGUCCGGGGCGAGCAGGGCGACCGGGGCGCCGCGGGCGUGCAGGGCGACAGGGGCGCCGUGGGCGAGCGGGGCCCGCAGGGUGCCCCCGGCCCGGCCGGCGCGACGGGCCCGCGCGGCUACUCGGGCAGGGACGGCAAGGACGGCGAUCCAGCGCCCAAGCCGGCGCCCGUCAACUGCGUCUGGGAGGACUGGACGGCCUUUGGCCCUUGCGACAAGACGUGCGGCAAGCACGCGCGGAAGAGGAGGGACCGCAACGUGCUCGUCUUCCCCCAGUUCGGCGGAAAGAACUGCGACGGAGGUUCCUUCAUGUUUGCCGCGUGCGACGACACCGACUGUCCAGUCGUGCUCGUGAAUGUGUCAGCCAACGUGUCUGUUAAUGCGUCUUCCAAAAAGUCUGCCAAGGCGACUGCAAAUAAGUCCUUGGGCAACGCUUCCUCCAAGCUUUUCAAGACGGGUUCCAAGAAGGCCGCCGCCCUCUCCAAGCACAAGAAGCAGGUGGUGGCCAGUGCGUUACCCAAGACGAAGCACAUGAAAAAGGUGGUGAAGGAGGAUCAGGAGGACGACGUCGAAGGCGUGGCGGAAGACGAUGAGGAUGACGAGGGGACCAAGAAUGCCGCUGCUCACUCCAAGCACAAGAGGAAGAUGAUGGCCACUGCGUUGCCCAAAAAGAAGCACGAGAAGAAGUUUGUGAAGGAGGAUGAGGAGGACGACGUUGACGGCGCGGGGGAGGAUGACGAGGAGGUCGAGGGGGCCAAGAAGGCCAUCGCUCACUCUAAGCACAAGAAGGUGGUGGCCACUGCGUUGCCCAAGAGGAAACACAAGAGGAAGGUGGUUAAGGUGGACGAGGAGGACGACGUUGACGGCACGGUGGAUGAUGAUGAGGAGGUCGAGGGGAUCAAGAAGGCCGUCGCCCAUUCCAAACACAAGAAGGUGGUGGCCACUGCGAUGCCCAAGAGGAAGCACAAGAGGAAGGUGGUGAAGGAGGACGAGGAGGACUACGCCGACGACAUGGUACAGGAGGAAAAGGAGGACGACGUCGACGGCGGCUUUUGA
Molecule: messenger RNA, 1317 nt
Organism: Prorocentrum cordatum
Lineage: Eukaryota; Dinophyceae; Prorocentrales; Prorocentraceae
Source: the annotation of a GenBank genome assembly